GACCGCGUAGCACGUCCGUCACCCUGACAAUUCUGUCCGACGCGUCACGCCUUAACACACUACAGGGCCCCGCUCGGCUCUCUUUGACUUAUGAAAAUACAUCAGUUUUUGGAACAGUGUAAAUAUUUUGGCCAUGAAAAUCCACGAAUAAGCAGUUCAGUCUAUAGUGUAUACAGUAUAUUGUGAAACUUGAAGUGAAGAGCGCAGCCAUCGUGCCGCAGUGUCCGGCAGUGUCGUGGCCAGACUGUGGUGUGCAAGCAGUGCUCGCGGUGUGGUCGUGUACACCAAGUGGAGUGAUUGUUUAGAACAGACGGUGUGGGCGCGGCCGGUGAUGGGCGGCUGGCCUUGCUAGAGUACCAUGGUGCUGAUGGUCGGGGCCUCAGACAUCACCAUGUUCCCCGCCGCCAACAGGCCGCCGCCGCACUCGGUGGUAGCACAACAGAGCCACGCUGGCUACUUCGGCUACUACCCACAACAAGCGGCGCAUCACCACCAUCACCACCACCCGCACCACCAGUAUGCUCCACCAGAUCUCAACUGCAACUUGCAGCCUUUUAUGGCGGGACAGUUCGGCGACGGUCUGCAGGGAGGUGCGUGGCACAACCCGGCCGCUAUGUACAUGCCGGCGUCUCACCAUUCUGCUGCCGCCGCCCACUGCCAGCAGCGAUCACCCACCGGCUACGAGGAUUGGGUUGGACCUCUGCAUCAUAAUGGGGGUCAUGGGGGCGCCUCACCCUUGCCGCAGCCCUCAGUACUCUCAUCAUCAGCCCCUGGGGGAGUCCAACAACCGCCCCACACCCCGUCGCCGUGUGCCCCCGGCACCACAACACAAACAGGGCCAGGCUCCCCAAACUUCGCACACUAUCAAAAGUUGGCUCCUAUAGCGGGUCCUCCUGAGUUCAGCAGCGACGGGGGCGUCCCAGGGGGCGGCGGAGCCCAGUCACCACACGAUAAUGUCUUAACAUUAGGCGAGGGCGCGGGGGAGGCUGGGUCCUCGCCCAACACCCACGGCCCACCACCACGCCCACAGCAGGUUCGCUCACCGUUUGAAUGGAUGAAGAAGCCGUCAUACCAGGCGCAGCCGAACUCAGAUGGUGCUUACCUGGACAUGGACGGAAUAGCGAUGAAAGGGAAGACGAGGACCAAGGACAAGUACCGGGUGGUGUACAGUGACCACCAGCGCCUCGAGUUAGAGAAGGAGUUCCACUACUCUCGGUACAUAACCAUCAGGAGAAAGUCUGAACUGGCAUCCAUGUUGGGCCUCUCUGAAAGACAGGUGAAAAUAUGGUUCCAGAAUCGACGAGCUAAGGAGAGGAAACAGAUGAAGAAGAGAGAUGAACUACUGCAGAAGGAGAAACUGGAGAGUGUCCAGUACCACGCCCCUACGGUCACGCCCGUCCCGCCCAUGCCGCCCAUGCACGCCCACGUCUCCACCGCCCAGCACCUACCCACCUCUAAGCCCCUUAUGAUGGAUGUGAAACCUGUACUGGGGCUCGAUUGACCCGAGCCUGCCUUUUAUUGGAGCCAGUGACCUUCAUCUGACCUGUGACAACACCCUCCAGGUCAUCUGUGCGGCCUGUGACACCACCUCCACAGUUUACCUCCACACUACCUGUGACAACAAUCCCAGGUUAUAUCUUCGUUCUGUGACAACAUCUCCAGUUUACCAAUAGGACUUGUGACAACACGUCCAGGUUAACUGUAUUGUGCGUGACAACACCUUCAGGCUACCUGAUGGUGGCACUAUUUAGGACUUGGUACCUCCACUUUACACCUGAGCUGUUAUCAGUACACCUGUAACCUGAUGACUCGGAUAUUACCAUGUGUUGAACCUGCUAUGGACCUGAUGUUCAUGAGUCAGUCUUGGACCUGUUAAAAGACCCGAGGUUUAAAUAUCGGUGCUGGACCUGUCGUGGACCUGAUAUGUACGAGAAAUGUUGAACCUGUCGAGUUUUGUGAAAAGAAAAUCGAGUGAAAAGGGGAAAAGGGACCUAAGUGCAGUGUGAGUCGUGUUGACAAAGAAAAAACCAAGACAAAUACCCCGUGAACACAUGAAGUGAACAUAAUUACUGAGACAAAGUUACGAGAACAAAUCAAUACCUUACAUGAAUAGGCAGUGUUUAUACAACAUGUGUCUAGAGGUCAACACGUGUGGUGAAUCCCAUCUCAAAAAGGUUCUAGUUGACGAAGAAAAAAAAAAAUUUCCCAGUUUUUUCUUCAGUAAAGUGACUUUGUUUUCCAUAGGUGUCCCAAGGGUAGGGCUAACUAAUGAAGGAAGACAGAGUUGUGAGGGUGUGGUGACUGUUAACAUACCAUCACAGGUCAAAGGUUAACUCCAAUUAUAAGGCAUCAACCAAAAAAAGGUUGUAAUGAGAGAGAAAAGGGUUUAUUAGUUCAUGUUUAAGGAGUUAGACACACACACACACACACACACACACACACACACACACACACACACACACACACACACACACACCACAUUUACAGUUCUUUUUCCGCGUACAAAACAAUCGCACAUAAUUGAUUCUUAUCCAGUACAGUAAGUAGGCGAAUAUAUUGUUGUAAUUUUAACAUAUACUGUUAAUAAAACUGACUGACGGGUUUAAGAGAAAAGAAAAACAGUUUAGUUGGCAAUUAAACCCUUAAAAAAAACCCCGCUAACUGUUUGGGUUUGGGGUUUUAGUUAGAGCUGUGUUCCUCU
Homarus americanus (American lobster) is the source of this 2701-nucleotide messenger RNA. Its product is annotated as homeobox protein CHOX-CAD-like. Bases 359 to 1501 code for a protein of 380 amino acids. Gene Ontology annotation, biological process: regulation of transcription by RNA polymerase II; cell differentiation; anterior/posterior axis specification. The transcript is spliced from 4 exons. Gene Ontology annotation, molecular function: DNA-binding transcription factor activity, RNA polymerase II-specific; RNA polymerase II transcription regulatory region sequence-specific DNA binding. Lineage: Eukaryota; Metazoa; Arthropoda; Malacostraca; Decapoda; Nephropidae. The record is from RefSeq and is a predicted model, not a curated record. Gene Ontology annotation, cellular component: nucleus.